AUGGCUGGCUACAAUGCAGCGGUGGGAGGCGAAGUACCGGCUCAAGCUGCGCCUGCUCCUGGUCCUCCGGGUCCGCCGGAGAAUCAGUCAACGCUUAGGGUUAUCUGCCUCAUCGUCUCAGCGUUUGCCGCCAUGUUUCUGGUCGCCCUAGACCGAACCAUUAUCUCGACGGCCAUUCCUAAAAUCACCGAUGAGUUCAACUCCUUCGAUGACGUUGGCUGGUACGGAAGCGCCUACCUGUUGACGUGCUGCGCCUUUCAGCUGUUGUUCGGGAAACUGUACAACCUGUUCUCUUUAAGAAUUGUUUUUAUUGCCAGCAUCCUGCUGUUUGAGGUCGCCUCUGCGAUCUGUGGUGCCGCUCCGAGUUCAGUGGCGUUCAUAAUCGGGAGAGCCAUUUGUGGAGUUGGUGCUGCCGGGAUUCUGGCUGGAACAAUCAUGUGCAUAAUUCAUUCUGUACCUCUACACAAGCGCCCACAGAUUCAAGGUCUGUUCGGAGCUCUCUUCGGCAUUGCCUCCAUCGUGGGUCCCGUGAUCGGCGGCGCCUUUACGUCUGAUGUGACAUGGAGAUGGUGUUUCUACAUCAAUUUGCCGAUCGGAGGGGCCGCUAUGGUGUUCAUUGCCUUCUGCCUCAAGGUCCUCAAGCAGGAUACAAUCAGAGUCCCCAGGGUCGACAAACUGAUCCAACUGGACUUCCUCGGGACGACCCUUCUGGUGUCGGGUGUAGUCUGCCUCAUACUGGCCCUGCAGUGGGGUGGACAGACGUACGCGUGGAGCAAUGGCCGCGUCGUGGCUUGCCUGGUUCCCAUGGGAGUCCUGCUGCCUGCCUUUGUCGCCGUACAGAUCUUCCUUCCCAAGACCGCAACGCUGCCGGUGCGCAUUCUUGCGCAGCGCAGUAUCCUCUCCGGCUUCUGGCAGACCCUCUGCGUGGGGUCCGGGAAUUAUAUUUUCGUAUAUUUCCUCCCCAUCUGGUUCCAGUCCAUCAAGGGCGAUUCCGCCGUAGAAUCCGGCAUCCGUCUCCUCCCGAUGAUGCUAUCCAUGGUCGUCGGCUCCAUCGGGGGAGGAAUCAUCAACUCCAAGGUCGGAUACUACACCCCCCUGGCCAUCAUCGGCUCGUGCAUCAUGUCCGUGGGAGCCGGCCUUCUCACCACCUUUCAGGUGGACACCGGCGAAGACAAGUGGAUUGGGUAUCAGAUCGUCUACGGGUUCGGUCUGGGGCUGUGCUUUCAGGUUCCCAACCUCGCGGCGCAGACGGUUCUACCAAAGCCCGAUGUGCCGUUCGGCCUCGCGCUGAUGCUGUUCGGCCAGCUGAUCGGGGCGGCGGUUUUUGUCUCUGUCGGGGAGAAUAUCCUGGCCCAUCAACUGGUCACCAGGCUUUCCGGGCUGCCAGGGUUCAAUCACGGUCUUGUCACCUCGGGGGGUGUCACGGAGCUGCUGAACGCCAUGCCGGCGAAUCUGCGUGACACGGUCCUUGACUCGUAUAAUGAAGCGUUGCGGAGGGUGUUCCAGGCGGGAUUGACCGUUUCGUGCUUGACUGUGCUAGGCGCGGCGACGCUGGAAUGGAAGAGUAUCAAGAAGGGUCAGCCUAAGUCUGAUGCUGAGGGUAAGGGGGAGGUUGCUGCGGAGAAGGCAAGACCAGUGGGGAGGGAGUAG
This is a messenger RNA of Aspergillus saccharolyticus JOP 1030-1, 1650 nucleotides long. RefSeq names its product putative MFS aflatoxin efflux pump. The transcript is spliced from 5 exons. Gene Ontology annotation, biological process: transmembrane transport. Bases 1 to 1650 code for a protein of 549 amino acids. The record is from RefSeq and is a predicted model, not a curated record. Gene Ontology annotation, molecular function: transmembrane transporter activity. NCBI's taxonomy places the organism in Eukaryota, Fungi, Ascomycota, Eurotiomycetes, Eurotiales, Aspergillaceae.